CUGUUUGUCCUCAGAACAUCUGGUGUUGUAGGCGGUUCCGUCGCGAUCCAGCACCAAUAGCAUCCCGUGCGGUCGAGGAGAAUGACGCGAUCGGAGGGAGUCGAGCAGCUCCACGGACUCCUCAAGAGCAGCGCGGGACUCGUGAACACUCGGCGAGGAGCUCGCGGGAUUACCGGACCCCUGACACCGAGGCCGAGAGACGCGCUUUACUUUUAGUUUGUGCCUCGUCUUUCUGGACACCGCCACAGGUCGGCAGAGGCUCGCUGUCCUGCGGCUUUUCGGAGAUGUUGGACGGAAUCAAAAUCGAAGAUCAGUUCAGGAGUGGAGCGGAGUCUCUGGGAGUGAUGCUGGGUUCAGACUGCAUGCAUCAGAGUGUGUGUGAAGGCUGUCACAGACCGAUCUCGGACCGCUUCCUCCUGCGCGUGAACGACGGCUCGUGGCACGAGGAGUGUUUGCAGUGCUCGGUGUGUCAGCAGCUUCUCACCAUGAGCUGCUACUCCAGAGAUCACAAACUCUACUGCAAACACGACUACCAACAGUUGUUUGCGGCCAAAUGCAGCGGCUGUCUGGAAAAGAUCUCUCCCACAGAGUUUGUGAUGCGCGCACUAGAAAGUGUGUACCACCUAGGCUGCUUCUGCUGCUGCGUGUGCGAGCGUCAGCUGUGUAAAGGAGACGAGUUCGUCCUGAAGGAGGGACAGCUGCUGUGCAAGAACGACUACGAGAGAGAGAAGGACCUGCUGCACUCGGUCAGCCCGGACAUGUCUGACUCCGAGAAAAGCGAGGACGAAGAUCUGGACGUGAAGCCCGAGAAAGGAGCAGGAGGUCAGGGGAAAGGCGGAGACGACGGCAAAGACCCGCGGAGACCCAAGAGACCUCGCACCAUCCUCACCACCCAGCAGCGGCGCGCCUUCAAGGCCUCCUUUGAGGUGUCGUCCAAACCCUGCAGAAAGGUCAGAGAGACGCUGGCAGCUGAGACUGGUCUGAGUGUUCGAGUCGUCCAGGUGUGGUUUCAGAACCAAAGAGCAAAGAUGAAGAAAUUAGCACGCAGACAACAGCAGCAGCAAGAGCAGCAAAACUCUCAGAGACUCGGACAAGACGUGAUCUCAAGCCGAAUGGAGACCCUGAUGAACUCUUACACGCCGCUGGCUCCGCCUCCUCAGCAUCAGCUAGUGUCCAUGGAGCCGGGCGGAUACAGCACAGACCCGUUCCAGCAGGGCCUGACCCCUCCGCAGAUGCCCGGAGAUCACAUGAAUCCAUACGGAACCGACUCGAUUUUCCACGACAUCGACAGCGACACGUCUCUGACCAGCCUGAGCGACUGCUUCAUGGCCGCGUCGGAAGCCGGGUCCCUGCAGAGCCGCGUGGGGAACCCCAUCGACCGCCUCUACUCCAUGCAGAGCUCCUACUUCGCCUCCUGAAACCAAACCCCGAGACUAAACCCCCCACGAAAAAACCACCUGACAGCCAGGCCAUCCAGAAUCCCGAGGACAAGAAAACCAAACCAAACCAAACGGCUCCCGCGGCAGAUGAGGAAGGAGGCCUCGAGUCUGUCCAGGUUCAGAGAAGCGCGUGAGGAGACGGGAUGAGAUGGUCUUCAUCUAGACUUGUAGAAAAGAAAAAACAAAACAAAAACCUAACCAAAUAUUCCUAGAGGAGCUACGGGAACGAGUUUAGACCAUAAAUAGACAGAUGCAAUACAUGCAAAAAGUUGGAAACACUGCGUACGGUACAACAACGUUGCUGUUGAACACGGAUCUCAAAUGUAUGAAAAGAAACUGGAGCCGAAACAGCUGUGUGUUGAUAAAGACGACUGGCUAUUUAUUACGUACAUGUGCCAAUUAAACCUGCAAAGCUUUAUUUAAGACGAAUUGUGUUAGAGUAAGUACCAUAAGCAUCUUCAUGUAAGUCCCCGGGAGAGAGCGUAGUAUUAUACCGUUGAUGUUUAAAGAUGUAUAUGUUUUAUUUCGCUGUGCUAUUUAUUUGUCGUCGGCAUUCUUGGACGCUGUAGAGGAUGCAGUUUUUUGCUCAAACUUGCUAAACUUACCAAAGUUUGUUGGUACUAAAAAUAAAGAAAUGUUAACAAA
This is a messenger RNA of Puntigrus tetrazona (Sumatra barb), 2084 nucleotides long. RefSeq names its product LIM homeobox transcription factor 1, beta a (gene lmx1ba). Gene Ontology annotation, biological process: regulation of transcription by RNA polymerase II; neuron differentiation. The coding region runs from base 285 to 1418 and encodes 377 amino acids. Gene Ontology annotation, molecular function: RNA polymerase II transcription regulatory region sequence-specific DNA binding; DNA-binding transcription factor activity, RNA polymerase II-specific. Gene Ontology annotation, cellular component: nucleus. NCBI's taxonomy places the organism in Eukaryota, Metazoa, Chordata, Actinopteri, Cypriniformes, Cyprinidae. The record is from RefSeq and is a predicted model, not a curated record. The transcript is spliced from 8 exons.